Molecule: messenger RNA, 1251 nt
Organism: Thelazia callipaeda (thelaziosis nematode)
Lineage: Eukaryota; Metazoa; Nematoda; Chromadorea; Rhabditida; Thelaziidae
Source: the annotation of a GenBank genome assembly
AUGGAUGCAGAUACAAUUGAGGAUAGUGCUGACUUACCGUCUUCUCACAAAACGGAUUCGAAUUAUGUUGAAGUUUUUCGCAAAAGAAUGGCAUCGUUGUUAACAAAGUAUCCGUCGCAUGAUACGACAUUUACUCUGCAACGAUGGCUUUUUUCUUAUGAUUACGAUCUAGAAGAAGCCGGGAAACAAAUGACAAAAGCAUUACAAAGUCUCAGUUUUCUUGGUGCGUUUAGGGAUUAUGAUAACGCUGAAUCAUUAAAUAUGGUCUUACGUUCGUUAAAUAAAGCAUCUGAUUACUUUCCUGGUGGCAUAAUGGGUCCAGAUAAGCACGGAAAUAUUAUUUUUGUGCAGCCGAUGGGUCAGGCUCGACCAAGAACGGUAAUGCUAGCAGGACCUGUGUCUGAUCUUUAUCGCUUAUCAGUUAUAGAAGCUGAAGCUUGCAUGACUUUUUUGAGGAAGGAAGAACUCAUCAGAGGAUGCAAACUUGGUAUUAUUUUCAUUUCGGAUCUUAAUGGACUAUCUGCUGAAACAAUCUACAUGCCUGCCAUCAAGGCUUAUAUGAGGGUUUUAAAUGUCUUACAGUACUUAUUCCCAGAUUCAAUCAAAAAGGUUUAUGUAAUUAAUGCUCCUAGUGUGGUCGACUUGCUUUUCAGUAUGGCAAAACAGGUGCUUACUAAAAAAAUGAUUGAAAAUGUAGAAUUUCUUGGUAGUGAUUGGAAGCAGCGGUUGAAAGAUGAACUAGGAGAAGAAAAUAUUUUCAGACACUGGGGUGGUACAAAGAAGGCUACAAAAGAAACAGGUACAAUACGUAUGGGAGGCGAUAUACCUCCUCAUUUAAGGGUCGAAAUCUCAAAGAGUUUCAAGACAGUUCCUGCUGAGCAAUUAAUAAAAGCAACGAUUCCAGCUGGUGGAACUGUAAAAGUUCCAGUUAAUGUCUUACAUUCAAACUCAGUAUUGGAGUGGUUUUUUACCAUUAGUAAGGGAGAUAUUGACUUCAAAAUUACUUUUUGUGAGCAUGAGAUUUGGCCGAAUUUUCGUUUGUCGACUGAAUUUGUCCCUGAAUAUGGUGAAAUGCUAUGUGCUCAAACAGGAACAUAUAUCAUUCAUUUUACUAGUCCUGCAAAAUUGCUGAGUAAAAUAAUUUCGUACAAUGUUGUGCUGAAAUUCCGGAAAAAUGCAUUGCAAGAAGGUCUGCCAGUAUCAUCCCUUUCUUUUUCUCCUGGUCCAGUUAAGUAUUGCGAAUGUAACUGA